AUGUCGACAAGUUACGAAAGGACGUCCUCGUACGAACCCGAGGAUCUCGAGGACGACAGCGCUCACAAAGCGGCGACCACAUCUCCCCCGAGCUUUAGCAUUCGCUCCUUGGGGCGGCCGCGUACUUUCAGCAUUGGUCGGGCGCGUAGCAUCAUGCUCGGAUCCUUGUUGAUUGCGUCGGCAAUAUGCGUCGCUCACCAUUACCUGCUCUCCUACCUUGACGAGAGGGAUGUCGAAGACUUGAAGCUGUCCCAGACCUGGAUCCGGGACAUUGGGAACGCGUUGGCGAAGUUUGUGCAGCUCGCCCUCAGGUUCUCCAAUGGGGUUGUUCUAACGCAAAGCAUAUGGCUAUUUGUUCGGGGCAACCGCGUCACCUUAGACGAUCUCGACACGCUGUUCGCUCUGCCUUCCCUUGAAAGCGUCCCCUCAACCCUUCUCAGAGGGAGUGUACUCCCCGCCCUCCUGCUUUCAGGAGUAAUAGAGGCUCUUUCUCUUGUCGGUAUCUUCGCCCCAAAUGCUCUAUCGGUUAUACCUGCUGGCACUCCCAUAGAAUCGAUCGUCUUCGUCCCUUAUCCGAACUUCGAUCUCGUAAAUCUGACCUCAAGUUCCGAGUUUCAGACGAUCAACUCCUCCGGUCUUGUUCGCUAUAAGGGACCUUCUACUGCUGUCCAGCAGCUCACCCAAGCGGUCUUGAGUGGCAGUGCUGUACUACCGAGAGAGCUUCCCCCGGAGUGCCACCGAGGAUGCAGCUAUAAUGCGAGCUUUCGCGCUACUGCAUUGAAAUGUGCAGAGAUUGCACCGUCCUCCAUAGACGUGUACAAUGCGAGUGCAUCCGACUUCACAGCAACCGUAGACCCCAGCAUCCAAGUUUCCAAUCCUACGCACUUUAUGGAGGGCGGAUAUGUGUAUAACGCCACUGCUAGCUUCGGCUACAGUAUCGACCAGACUGCGACGGCUUCCACUCUGCUAUUGCAGUCAUCGCCCUAUGAUAAACCAUUCUCUCUUGAGCUCAUCUUUGCCACGAAUGAGUUCACGCUACCGUUCACGCCUAGCAUACCGAUCCGUUACAGUCUGACAGGAUAUUCGUGCGGAUUCUACGACGCAUCAUAUGCUACUUCCUUCAAUUACUCUGCUGAGGGCCAGACAAAUAUCGUCCAUGUCGUGGACUAUGGCAUGCAACUCGGUCCUCUCUCGGACCCUGGCGGACUGAACUUGACAGAUAUAUACUAUCCCGCUGAUGGUGUCCUGUCUGAUGGGUGGGCCGACAUGCUAGGAGAGCUUCAAACCAACUACACAAGAUUGGCCAUCGCAGACGCCUUCUCGAGAUACUUCUACGGGACCCUGGCCUUCUCCACCAACUCGACAGACGAUUCGGCACCCAUGUACCCGAGCCGUGUGCUCAACUCUAUCUUCGCUAUCCGCUCCGUGGAGAGCGGCAAUGCCACUUCGGAGAGCUUGAAUACGCUCUCGUUCUCGCUCAUAUCGACGUCGUACAACGAUCCCGCUCGGUUAUUAGAGGACGCGUUUGCGAAUCUGACAGCGUCGCUGGGCACGGAGAUGGCGUAUUCUCAACUUGGUCUAUCGGGGUGGCCUGCGGGAGGUGCUGUAUCGGCAAUCAUCCUACCGGAUGACACCGUGUACAACUACCAGGCCUCUCGCCUAUGGAUCGUAUAUGGCAUAGCACUUGCUAUCACAUUCCUAGCCAACAUGUACGGACUAUUUUGCAUGUUCAGAAACGACGGUGCGAUGCAGCGCGAGUUUUCGUCAAUCGCUGCCUCAGUGCGGGCCCACGAGCUGGACACGCUCCUCGGCGAGCCCGGCAAGCCGUUGACUACCCGAGCCGGAAGCGUCGGGCUGCGAUACAUGGCAGGAGGGAGUCAGGUGGGCCAGAGAGCUGGUUUCAGGAUCGCUGAAGAGGAUGGAAGCGGAGAUGAGGAGAAGGCAUGCCAUGUUCAGCUUUUGACAACCGACGAGUCGGACGCGCGUUUUGCGAAGGCGCUUCCACCUCUCCCAGCGAUUUCUGACGACGGCGUUGCUCGUUCGGACAAUACCAAUACGUCGCAUGCGCCCCGGAGGCGAUCCUAUUCGCUAUAG
This is a messenger RNA of Peniophora sp. CBMAI 1063, 2094 nucleotides long. The record is from the annotation of a GenBank genome assembly. NCBI's taxonomy places the organism in Eukaryota, Fungi, Basidiomycota, Agaricomycetes, Russulales, Peniophoraceae.